This is a messenger RNA of Nymphaea colorata (pocket water lily), 1612 nucleotides long. Its product is annotated as phragmoplastin interacting protein 1. Lineage: Eukaryota; Viridiplantae; Streptophyta; Magnoliopsida; Nymphaeales; Nymphaeaceae. Gene Ontology annotation, molecular function: RNA binding; zinc ion binding. The transcript is spliced from 4 exons. Bases 86 to 1387 code for a protein of 433 amino acids. The record is from RefSeq and is a predicted model, not a curated record.
CAUUUUCCUCCUGUUUCAGAGACACCAUUGGCGCUGCCGCUCUGAAAUCAAGCCCUUUCCCUCUCUUUCUCGCUCUCUUUGUAGGAUGGUGCUCUCAAACAAGAAGCUCAAGCAGAAGAUAAGAGCAACUCUAGCGGCUUCUGCACUGGGAAAACUCUCUGAAGGAGAAUCGAAGAAAAGAAAGCGAGACGGUGAUGAAGCGGAUGGCUCCCACCUUCAAUCUGUCAAAGAUAUCCCCGGUUCGUCAAUCAAGCUGCCCAGAUUGUCCAAGAGAGAGAAGAGAAGGCAGAAACAAUCGUUGUCCAGUGACACCCAGAAGGCGGUUGAUGGAACUCCUGCUGCAAACUCGAAUGCUGCGGACCAAAGUCAGAAUUCGAGUGCUGUGAAUGGCGAAAAGAAGGAGGAGAAGAAGAAGAAGAAGAAGGAGAAGGAGAAGAGGAAAACGGAGGAAACCGAGCCGGUGGUAGAGAAGGAGGAGACUGGUGAUGACAAGAAGAAGCAGAAGAAGAAGAAGAGGAAACGCGAGGAAGCAGAGCAGAAGGUAGAGGGCAAGGAAAUGAAUGAUGCGAAGAAGGAGAAGAACAAAAAGAAGAGAAAGAAGAAAAUCAAGAAGAAAGGGAAGAAAGCAAAUGAAAAGGAGGAGAAUCAAAUAGAAAUAGCGGAACCCCAAUUGGAGAAAACCAAUGGAAGCGAAGAGAAAGUAGAUGUUUCUACAAAGGUUUAUGUGGGCGGCAUUCCUUAUUAUUCUUCAGAAGAUGACAUUCGGAGUUUUUUUUACGGUUGUGGUACUAUCACUGAGAUGGACUGCAUGACAUUCCCCGAGAGCGGAAAGUUCAGAGGCAUCGCCAUACUCACGUUCAAGACCGAUGCUGCUGCUAAACGAGCCUUAGCUCUAGAUGGUGCAGACAUGGGAGGUCUCUUUCUCAAGAUACAGCCCUACCGCGCCACCCGAGCUGAGAAAACAGAUUUCGCCCCAGAGAGAGUGGAGGGCUACAAUAGGAUCUACAUGGGGAACUUAUCAUGGGAUGUAACAGAAGAAGACAUCCGAAAACUUUUGUCUGACUGCAAGAUCAAGGCAAUUCGGUUUGGCACAAAUAAAGAUACCGACGAGUUCUUGGGUUAUGCCCAUGUGGAUUUCGCAGACGAUGUGUCACUUGGAAUGGCAUUAACUUUGGAUCAACAGAUGGUGUGUGACAGGCCAGUUAAGAUAAGGUGUGCUGCACCAAAGAAGGGAGCAGAGAUUAAGAAAGACUCCGGAUCUGUCCCCAGCAAAGCAAGUAAGAAAAGACGAACGUGCUAUACAUGUGGCAUUCCUGGUCAUCUCUCAUCCUCCUGCCCUCAGAAGCAGCAGCCUGAUAAGAAACCAAGUUCUGAUGGUGGAAAAUGAAAACAUUAUCUUAUCUUUGUUUACGUGAGAGUUUUGAUGUAACCUGUCUCAGCAAGCUAUGUCACUUCCGCUUUGAGAUAUGUCCAAAAUUUUGUAGUUCAGUAGGGCAUUUUUUUUUUCUCUCAGAAAAGUUUAUUAACCUCUGUAUUCUGUCUUCAAAAUUCACAUAAUGUUGAAUAUUCAAGUUUCAUGACACUAUCACAAAACUGUUUGUGCAAUUUGACA